Drosophila rhopaloa is the source of this 1233-nucleotide messenger RNA. RefSeq names its product probable inactive tRNA-specific adenosine deaminase-like protein 3. Gene Ontology annotation, cellular component: nucleus; cytoplasm. NCBI's taxonomy places the organism in Eukaryota, Metazoa, Arthropoda, Insecta, Diptera, Drosophilidae. The transcript has a single exon. Bases 98 to 1186 code for a protein of 362 amino acids. Gene Ontology annotation, molecular function: tRNA-specific adenosine-34 deaminase activity. The record is from RefSeq and is a predicted model, not a curated record.
CUGGGAACUAUGCACUUAUCGAUAGAACAUAUAGACCUCGAUAGACUAUGGUUUCCAAUUAGCAUCCAACUGACCGGACCGAAGAAUCAUAUAAAUAAUGGAUAUAGCCGAUCCACCGCCGAAUAAGCGUGCCCGGAAGUCGCCCAUACUGGAACAGGACAUCACUGGAAUCCAAGCCAUCCUGUCCGAAGAAUUCGACGAGGACAUAGCACUUAUCAAAGCGCACAGUUGCCAGUUGGAGACAAAGCAACAGCUGCAGGCGGUCAUCCAGGAGCUCUCCCAGAAACUGCCCCACUUCCAGCACCUGAAGCGCGUCCAGGAUCGCAGUGUCCUUAUCUGUCCCAGCUCGGAAAUCGACGUUUCUAAUACCCUAGAGCAACACCUCGAACAGUUCGCCUUCUCGGAGCACGUGCUCCGUGCUUUGUGCCAUGGAGUUCGUGUAGUGGAAGUGCCGGAACGGAUGCCCCGGUUGCGAGUGCAGUACGAGAAGACCACCCAGCACUGGCCCUGCAAGUUCCACCCAAAUCACUACUCGGAAUCCCUGCGAAAUGGCACUAACUUCAGCUCAGAACAACGCAUCUUCCACAAGCGGAUAGCCCAGCUUUUGGUGAGGCUCUCCCGGGAUGUGAAUGCCGGUCGGCCAGUGGGCAUCUGCGUGGAUCCACGACAACCGAGCAUAGUAUCCAUCGCAGGAGCCAGAGAAUCCCCUAGCCCCCACGAACAUUGCGGCAUGUUGCUAGUGGAUUUUGUGGCCAGAAGUCAAGAAGGAGGCGCCACAAAAACAGAGCUCACAUUCACCGAGGAUUCGGAGGAGAAGGAAACCACACUGCGGGGCAUACCCAGAGCCUACUACGAUUACCUGAGGAAAGAUGAGGAUUACAAAGACCUGACAUUCGGAGCGGAGAAAUCCAGAGAAAGUAAAGAAGUAGAGCAAGUUCAAGGAGCAGACAACCUGGCCAAAUUCGGACCCUAUCUAUGCACCGGUUACGAUGUCUAUCUGCUGCAGGAACCCUGCCUCAUGUGCUCCAUGGCCCUGGUUCACAGUAGAGCGAAAAGGGUGUUCUUUCUUCGAAACUCGGAGAAUGGAGCUCUGGCCACGAGAUUCCAGCUGCACUCGGUGCGGGAACUCAACCAUCACUACGAGGUGUUUCAGUUCACCACCAACGAGGACAAAGACUUGACGUAACGUUUAACAAACCUUGGUUUAAUAAAGGAUUUAUAAGAUAUCUUCGA